This is a messenger RNA of Exophiala aquamarina CBS 119918, 1674 nucleotides long. RefSeq lists its product as uncharacterized. Bases 1 to 1674 code for a protein of 557 amino acids. The transcript has a single exon. The record is from RefSeq and is a predicted model, not a curated record. NCBI's taxonomy places the organism in Eukaryota, Fungi, Ascomycota, Eurotiomycetes, Chaetothyriales, Herpotrichiellaceae.
AUGCCCCCAAGACGUGGAAGAACACCGAACAACAACCCAGAUUUUCUUUGGGUUAAUCGAGGACCAGGCUCUGAUCGGCUAUCAGCGAGCCGACAGGGGCGUGAAGAAUUAAGGACGAUCACCAGUCAUGCUAGAACAUGGCGGGCAGCACUAAGACGCCAACAGAGACUUGUAAACGCUCAGACCUACGCCAGUCGUGCUCAGCGCGUUGUCGGCUGGAGCAGGUCAGAGAGUCGAGUUGCGCAAUCAGACCCCAGUUCUAGUGAGACAUCAGCAGCACCUUCUCCAGCACCACAUGUUCCAUUUGCAAGCGAUGAUGUGGCUCCCUUCGCAUAUCUAGAACAACCCGGGGACGCUCGGUGGUCACAGAACGCCUUUCAAUAUGCCACUCAAUCGUGGCUGCCUGCCAUUUUCCAGAAUUUGAGUGCAUUCGACAAGGACGACCUAUUGACCCAGAGCUCUGUCAAGGACACCAUCGACUCUAUCAUUCAAGGCUGUCUUCACAACCGAAUGCAUAUGUUAUCCUUGUUGUCAGCAAGUUCAGGCCAUUUGAAGUUCGUUUUACGGGCGCAACUUGACAAAGUCGACACUGCAGAAUAUUGUAACGGGAAGGCAUUGCAAUACAUACGACAUCACUUGACCAGUGACUCAGUAGCCAGAAUAGAUGAGUUUGUCAUCUUUGACCUCAUGGCAUUGUCAGCAUUUGAGAGAUAUGUUGGUAACCCCGAAGGAGCCAGGACGCAUUUUGGCAUGGUGAGACAUUUGAUAGAGUCUCACGGUGGUUUGGAUAGUAUUGAUCUCCCGCUGCACUUGCUCUGUCUUAAACUGGACAUGCUUGUAGCUGCUGGCACGGGAGAGCGACCUUUGAUGUUCAUGACCUGGGACCCAGGUGCUUUACCAGCUCCUCAGAGCCAGGAAGUGCAACGAAGCCUCUUGCAAGUCGGAGCCAAGCCUGGCGGUGCUUUCGUGGAUGAACAUGAAACUUUGAAGUCAUCUGCGAUUUCCGAAAUCCUCAUCGGCGUCGUUCAGUGGUUUCAAGUGCAACAACUCGUGCAUCUACUUCCUUCAGACCAAGUAAUUCAGCAACGGAGCUGGGCGGCGAGGAGAUCUUAUGCAUUGGCUCACCAACUUCUCUGCAUAACCAUACCUACCGCGGCGGCCACCUUCCCCAGCAGCGCGUCAGGGGUUGUUGCCGAACAAGGAAAUGAUAAACUCUUGGAAUGCAUCCGACAAGGCUGCCUGAUUACCGUCUCCGCCAUUGAGGAAUCGCGAUCAGUCAGAAUCGAUCACCAACUCCCGCCAACCCAAGCCGGGGAGUCGUUUGCGUUCUACAAUAUUGCCUUGCUCCGACAAGCCUUGACCGAUUUCGUGCAGGACCAAAAUAGAUUGGGUACAAAUAUAGAGCAUCAAGAACUGAUCCUGUGGGUAACCUGCAUGGCCGCCCAGAAGAGCACACAGCAUGGCGAUGGCCCUCAGCUGCUGCUGCUGCAUCAGUUCUCCGAGCAAGGUGAAGACCGCGACUGGUUCGUCGACCUCGCGGGUCAGAUGGCCAGGCACCUGCAUGUCACUACGGCGCUGGGCCUCGCCGACGUUUUGGCUAGAUAUACCUUCAACCUGAAUGUUGACGCGUCGCCUAACACGGCUGGCCUGGAGUCCGUGCUACUACGACGCUGA